This is a messenger RNA of Hibiscus syriacus, 1987 nucleotides long. RefSeq names its product ankyrin-2-like. The transcript is spliced from 4 exons. The coding region runs from base 1 to 1845 and encodes 614 amino acids. The record is from RefSeq and is a predicted model, not a curated record. NCBI's taxonomy places the organism in Eukaryota, Viridiplantae, Streptophyta, Magnoliopsida, Malvales, Malvaceae. Gene Ontology annotation, molecular function: protein binding.
AUGGAGGCUGAAGUUUCUCAGCGCCUGCUCGAAGCUUCUUUAACCGGCGAUCUGAGGUCCGCUCUCGAAUGCAUCUCCGAUCCGGUCGUUGACGUCAACUUCGUCGGUGCCGUUUGCUUGAAAACGAGGAAGACCGAAGUCGUUUUGAGAGAAGAGUCCCCGAGUGAGGUUCGCGUCGAGUAUGAGGAGUUUUCGACUGACGUCACCGCUCUUUUUCUCGCUGUUCACGUCGGAAAUGUGGCUCUCGUAAAGAAACUGUUGUCUGGGAUUCCAACUGACAUGAAAGUAAGUCUUGGAGCAUGGUCAUGGGACACUACUACAGGUGAAGAGUUUCGAGUGGGUGCAGGACUGGCUGAGCCCUAUGCAAUCAGUUGGUGUGCUGUAGAAUAUUUUGAAGAUAGUGGUGCCAUCUUGCGCAUGCUCCUUCAGCACUUCAAACUCGAGACACCUCACUACGGAAGAACCCUCCUGCACCAUGCAAUCCUUUGUGGCAGCACAGGAGCUGUCAAAGUGCUUUUGAGCUGUGGCGCAAACGCAGAAUGUCCAGUUAAAACCUUGAAAACCGAGUUCCGGCCAAUACACUUGGCUGCUCAUCUUGGUUUGUCAGAAACCCUUCAGUCCCUCAUUGAUUCGAGUUGUCAUAUAAACUCCAAGACUGACUGUGGUGACACAGCUUUGAUGAUUUGUGCGAAGUAUAAGCAUGAAGAAUGUCUCAAAGUGUUGACCAGGGCUGGAGCAGACUUUGGCUUAGUUAACGUCUCUGGUCAGUCCGCUAGUUCGAUUGCUGGUUCAAACCGAUGGUUCCUUGGGUUUCAGCAAACAGUGCUGGACGUAAUCAAGGGUCUAAGGAUCCCAAAGUCAAGCAAUUUAUCAGUUUUCUCUCCGUUGAUGUUUGUUGCCGAAACUGGUGACCAUGAGGUUCUAAAAGCUCUGAUUGGAAGCGGAGAAGUUGAUAUUGAUUAUCAGAAUGAGAAUGGUUUCUCAGCAAUCGUGAUUGCCGCCUUGAAAGGUCAUGUUGAAGUCCAUACCUUACAUGAAGCAUUCCGGCUGCUAGCUUAUGCCGGAGCUGAUGUUAAGCUGUUAAAUAAAUCUGGUGAGACAGCAAUUACAUUGUCUGAACUGAACCAGAACCAUGAUCUGUUUGAGAAGGUGAUGCUUGAAUUGGAACUCGAAAAGGGCAACCGAAAUGCUGGAGGUUUCUAUGCUUUACAUUGUGCUGCGCGUUACGGAGAUUUGGAUGCUGUUAUGUUAUUGACGAGCAGGGGAUAUGAUGUUAAUGUCCCGGAUGGAGAUGGAUACACCCCACUUAUGUUGGCAGCUAGGGAAGGUAAUGGACCCAUGUGUGAGCUCUUAAUCUCACACGGUGCAAAUUGUGAUUUCAAGAAUGCUAAAGGGGAAACCGCGCUUUCUCUAGCUCGAAAAACCACCGUCUUAAAAAAUGAUGCAGACUAUGUGAUUUUAGAUGAGCUCGCUCGCAACCUUGUUUUCGGUGGUGCCCGUGUCCUAAAGCAUACCAAGGAAGGAAAGGGAAAUCCUCACUGGAAAGACAUGAAAAUGGUUCGAAAUUCCGGACUGCUGCAGUGGGGAAAGUCAAGUCGACGAAAUGUUACAUGCCGAGAGGCAGAAUUGGGUCCAAGUGCAUCCUUCAGAAGGAACCGGCACAGCAAGGGUGAUGCGAACGGACCUGGAAUAUUCAGAGUGGUGACUACCACUAACAAAGGGGUUCAUUUUGUGUGUGAAGGCGGAUCUGAAAUGGCCGAGCUAUGGGUGAGAGGAAUAAAGCUUAUAACAAGAGAGGCUAUUUUUGGUAGCCAGAAAGAUAGUAGAGAGCAGUUAGGAAGUUAGGGUUUUAGAUGAUUGUAUAGAUGCUUGGAGUUUUACAUUUCGUACUUUAAAAGUAGUUGGAAUUCAUCGUAUUUUGCUGUAAAGGUUUUGAUCUCAGCUUACUAAACGCUUUGUCAUCUAAAGAUGAAUAAAGCUUAAACUG